Messenger RNA from Pneumocystis murina B123, 983 nucleotides. RefSeq lists its product as hypothetical. Gene Ontology annotation, cellular component: nuclear pore. The transcript is spliced from 5 exons. The record is from RefSeq and is a predicted model, not a curated record. Bases 18 to 983 code for a protein of 321 amino acids. Gene Ontology annotation, biological process: nucleocytoplasmic transport. Gene Ontology annotation, molecular function: structural constituent of nuclear pore. Lineage: Eukaryota; Fungi; Ascomycota; Pneumocystomycetes; Pneumocystales; Pneumocystaceae.
UAUAGGUUAUAUAUAUUAUGUUUGAAGCGUCAAAGCCAUUUUCUAUAGGAAAUAAGGAGCCAUCUAGCAAUAAUAUUUUUUCAUUUGGUUCUUCUACACAAACAAAUGCACCAACAUCUCAACCAACAUUUUCUUUUAAUACUCAAUUACAACAAGAUAAAUCACAGAAUUUAUCCGCUCUAGAAACGAAGACAGCAUCAUCUAAUAGCAAUAUAAGUAUUUCAAAUGUUCCAAAUCCAUUAAGUCAAUCAUCAACGGGGUUUUCAUUUGGAAAUCCAUUUCAAAAAACAGAUACAUGUAAUAUUACAGUAAAUCCUUUACAAACAUCCAAUACACAAAAUAUAUCUCUUUCACAAUCAGAUCCAACAUUACAGUCAAGUCAAAUGAUUUCAAGUGCAACUCAUUAUACAGAGAUUCCAAAAGAUGAGAGGGAUUUUUUAGAUGAAAUGGAUAAAUAUAUUAUUACACAAAUACAAAUUUCAGAUUAUCUUCAAUCACAAGCAUCUUCUAUUGAUGAGCUUGUUAAAUCUGUACCUAAAGACGUAGAAGAAGUAACGAAGAGAUCAGAUCAAACAGCAACAGACUUAAUAUCAGAUGUAAAUCAACUUAUGUCACUUAAAAUGACAGUAGAUAACGAUUAUAACAAUGCAAAGUUGUCGAAAAAUGUAAUUGAUUCUGUACCUAUGCCAUAUAUAGAUUGCUCUCGUGUAAAAGACCCAAUACUAGCAUACUUUGAAAAUACUUCAAAUGAAAUUGAAAAAAAGAUCAAUAAUUACGCAAAAAAUAUAGAAGACCUUGAAAAACAUUUAGAAUAUCUUGAAAAAGAUCAUAGUGAGAACAAAACAAGUCCAGAAGCAUUAUUAAAUACACUCAAAGCAGAAUACGACUUCUUUCUUGCACUGAGCAAUAGUGCGGCAGAAGUGCAUGAUAAAAUUAAGCAGCUUCAAAUUCACAAUUUAGGUACAAAUCUUGUUAGCCAGUAA